Messenger RNA from Chironomus riparius, 1196 nucleotides. Lineage: Eukaryota; Metazoa; Arthropoda; Insecta; Diptera; Chironomidae. The record is from the annotation of a GenBank genome assembly.
CUCCUUAAUUCAAUUUUCAGUCAAUCACAAACACAGGUGUAAAAUCUAAUUAAUCGACACGACAAUGUUGUUAUCAGCACCACGGAAAGCCUUCAUUCAUAUCGUACUGCAUUUUAUCAAGCGGCGCUGUAUUAUCUGUGUUCUUUUUGUAUCGACACAUUCAUUUGAGAUUUAAUUUUCGAAUAGGUCGGUUCACAAUGCCAAAAAUUCGUCCAUUAUCAGAAGCUUUACAAAAAGUGGCAAUUGAGGAGUUAAAUGAAGUUCCCGAGAGAAUAGAAGAGGAUAUAGAAUCAAUAAGACAAUGGAUAAAGAAGAUGCCACACUUGAAAUCCCGCGACGACGAUCAAUUCAUAAUAACUUUCCUUCGUGGAUGUAAGUUUAGCCUUGAAAAGGCAAAAAAGAAAAUCGAAAGCUUUUAUAAAGCACGAGCGGAAACUCCAGAGUUUUUCGCGAAUCGGGAUGUUUGUGAUAAGACAAUGAGUGAAAUUAUGAACUUUGGAUUUAUCAUUCCAAUGCCUGUAGACGAAAAUAAGCCUGAACCCAAAGUAGUCUUAACUCAGUUAGGAAAUUAUGAUCCAAAUAAAUAUACAUUUGUGGAUAUCAUGAAAGUGACUUAUUUCUUUGGAGAUUUAUCAAUGUUCGAGUCUGAUGUGACAAUUGUUAUAGGAACAAUCAAUGUUGUGGAUUUACGCGGUUGUGGACUAAACUUACUGACUCAAGUCACUCCAACAUUAAUCAAGAAAUUAUCAGGACUUCUUGAGCCUUUUCCAGUUCGUGUUAAAGCAAUUCAUUUGGUAUAUCCACCAAAAGCACUUGACAUGGCAUUCAGCAUUUUAAACAGCGUCUGUCAUGAAAAGCUUAGGAAUCGAAUUUACGUCCAUGAAAACUUUGACAAAAUGUAUGAGCAACUACCACAUUUGAAGAAUCACUUACCGUCCGAUUUAGGUGGAACAAAUUCGAGUUUAGAGAAAAUUAGAACAGAUUUGAAAAAGCUUGCAUUGGACAGACGUGAAUGGUUCUUAGAAGAUGAAAAGCAGUUCCGCUAUAUUCCACCAAAAGACUCUGAAAAUUCAAAUGGACUUUUUGGUGUUGGUGGAAGUUUUCGUUCAUUAAACAUUGAUUAGUCAUUUGUGAUAACAAGUACAUAAGAUUAUUUUGCCAUAUUUUUAUCAUUAAUAAAAAUGUCGAUUUUAAUC